AUGCUAAAUAUUACUCAAGCAUUAAGAGACAGUGUUUCAAUUGCUUUUUAGAAAGCCUUUGCUCGUCAUCAUGACAUCUAAAUCCUAUUUCAAAACUUAAAGUAUUCAACGACAUGUCCAGCCACAUUCUCAGAGUAUUAUAAGUCCAAUUAUGUAAACUCACUUUCAAAUCAUGUUAGUAAAAAGAAUGGAAAGAAACUCUGCUCCCAAAGGAUGUGGCUCAUGAAAUUUUGGUUCACUUUUAAUCUCCAACUUGGAAUCAAUUCAAAUUGGUUUCGAAUAUUGAAGUCACUCAAUUAGGACAUCUGCAAUUUCAAAUCAAUAAAUAAUAUUAUGAGCAUCUAAUAAAAUAGAUUGAAACUGCUCCUUGGCCAAAUCUUACUCCUAUUUACAAAACUACCAAUAUUUAUGGUCCAUUUAUUAACUUGAAUGGUUCAUUGAAUAAAACAGAGUACUUUCUCUAUAUUAUGUAGUUUGAGAGGACUUCAUAUUUAGAAUAGAUUAUAUUGUAUCUUGUCUAAAUUAAGUGAAAAUUGCAAUAAAUUUAAUAAUAUUACUAAUUAAAUUAGUAAGAAUGAUUAUUUAAUUCUUCCAGCUAAAGUAAUUAGAUUUUAUGAUUAGAUUGUUUGCUAAUCCAUUCAAUCCAUUUCAUUGGGGGUACAAUUAAGUCUUGAAUGAGUCACUUCAUUUUGAUUGCAAAGAUCCUAUAACUCCGCUAUAUGGCAUUGAUGACGUAGAACCAUUGAUUCCAAGUGUUGAAUUACUUGCUCAUUUUCCUUAAGUCUUAGUUGAGUGUUUAGAAACUAAGUCUUUUAAACAAUUAUACUAAUUUGAGUUAACG
Molecule: messenger RNA, 841 nt
Organism: Paramecium octaurelia
Lineage: Eukaryota; Ciliophora; Oligohymenophorea; Peniculida; Parameciidae
Source: the annotation of a GenBank genome assembly